GGAAACCUAGAAAUGUUGUUCUGGGCACCCACAAUCUCAAGAAAGCUGAGAAGACCAUGGUAUAUCAAAUAAAAAAGAAGUGCAAGCAUCCUUCUUACAAUGAUGUUACAUUUGGAAAUGAUAUCAUGCUUCUCAAAGGUGAUUCUGGGGGUCCUCUGGUAUGUGACAAGAAGAUGGCACACAUAUACAAAUGCACACACACACACACACACACACACACACACACACACUACUUUAACAUCUGACAUGUGACCGUGAAGGUGUAGCUGGAAAAUGUGGUUUCAAUGACUCACAGACUAUACAUAUACGUGUUGAUGAAAGCCACAGAAACAUUGCAAGGUGAUGCAUAAAGCAGGCAAACUGCCCCCUAAACAACGACAUUUUACUUAACUUCCAUGCAUCAUGCACGCUCUACAGAAGUGUCUUCUAGUCACAGCUGCGACAUGCCUCAUUCAAAAUGUUUUUCUUCAUUUAUUUUCAGCACUGGGAAGUGAAAUCAUAAAUGGCAAAAAGGCUGAGGAAAAGUUCAUGCAGUAUAUGGCAUCAGUACAAAACAACAAAAUACACACAUGUGGAGGAUUCCUUGUCAGUGAAGACUUUGUAAUGACAGCUGCGCAUUGUGCUGUUAAGAAGCUUAAAUCCUUAAGUGUUGUUCUGGGCACUCAUGAUCUCAAGAAGGCAAAUAAGAAAAUGAGAUAUGGAGUUAAAAUGAUCUGCAGACACCCUGCCUUCAAGGAAGUUGCAAAUGGGAAUGACAUCAUGCUCCUCAAACUGUCUAAGAAAGUUCCCCUGGGUGACAAAAAACCAGUUAAGCUAAUUCAACUUCCAAUUCAAAAACUAAACCUGAAGGAAAACAAGAUCUGCAGUGUAGCUGGAUGGGGGCCCACAGAACCUGGUAAACACCGAUCUGGUUAUGUUAAUGAGCUGCAAGUGUUAAAUGUUCCCAUCAUUAACAAGGACGAGUGUCAGAAGCUGUGGGGAAGAACUUUAAAAAAUGUUAUUUGCGCCGGUGGAUACAAAGCAAAGAGUGGAAUCUGUCAGGGUGAUUCUGGUGGGCCUCUCGUAUGUAACAAGUUGGCUGUUGGCAUUGUUUCCUUUAACAACGGCAAUGGCUGUAAAUAUCCAGAUGUCCCAAACGUCUAUACAGAUAUAUCACAAUUUCUUCCUUGGAUCACAGAUAUUCUCGAGAAAAAAAAAUGCAAAGGGUAAAAAAUAUUUUCAAUGGUGUUAUGGGUGUAUUGUAAGACUGUUGGGCAAGUGAUAUGUGAGCUGUGUAAACUGCUUAAAUUCUGCAAUAUCUAACAUUAAAGGGCCUUUCAAAAAA
Molecule: messenger RNA, 1324 nt
Organism: Oreochromis aureus
Lineage: Eukaryota; Metazoa; Chordata; Actinopteri; Cichliformes; Cichlidae
Product: granzyme-like protein 1
Exons: 6
Coding region: 403-1209 (268 amino acids)
Biological process (GO): proteolysis
Molecular function (GO): serine-type endopeptidase activity
Source: RefSeq, a predicted model, not a curated record